AGCUGUGAAAUAAGAGGGAGGGGGAGAAAAACCUCUGCAGAAAAAGAUUCAAACUGGCCGCAGAGAACAGCCGUGCUGACCAGAUAACUGUUGAACUUACAGAUCUGUGAAGACUUUCAAAAGAGAAGAAACUGGACACGGAGGGGAAAGGAAAUAAAGAGGGAAGUGCCAGAAUACAAACGGAGCCAAAGGAAAUCUAGAGGAAAAGAAGAGGAGGGGACUGACACUCAGCUGUGAAUACCAUUCUGGACUAAGAUGGAGGUCUACACUGUAAACGUAGCCACUGGUACAUCAGAGUAUUCAGGCACCAACAACUACAUCUACGUGACCCUGGUGGGGGAGAAAGGGGAGAGCGAACGCACCCUGAUGGACAACCCCGGACUGGACUUCUGUCGUGGAGCGGUGGAUCAGUACAAGGUGACCAGCCCUUCGCAUCUAGGCGCCCUGCUACUGGUCAGACUGGAGAAACAGAGGUACUGGUUGGAAGAUAACUGGUUCUGUCGCUACGUCACGGUGGAGCCUCCAGGUGAAGACAAAGUGCUGACUUUCCCGUGUCACCGCUGGCUGAUAGGAGACAUCAAGGUGGAGAUAAGAGAGGGAACAGCGAAGACACUGAGGGACGACUCCUUACCCCAGCUGCUGGCUCACAGGAAGACAGAGCUGCAGGAGAGACAGACAACUUACAGAUGGGUAACGUGGACCCCAGGGCUGCCCAGAUGUAUCGACGCUAAAACAGAAGCAGAUCUACCUCAAGAUGUCCGCUUCGACAACGAGAAGAGGAGCGACUUUGAACAUUCAUUACACUAUGCCUUGCUGGAGCUGUCCCUAAAGAAGCUGGCCAUCAGUUUCGGGAAGUCCUGGAGCGACCUGGACGAUUUCAAACGGAUCUUCUGGAAGCUGCGAAGCCCCAUAGCUGAGUACUGUAUGGAGCACUGGAAGGAGGACCAGUUCUUUGGCUACCAGUGUAUGAACGGCUCCAACCCGAGGAUGAUCCAGAGGUGCAAGAAGCUGCCAGAGAACUUCCCUGUAGUACCAGACAUGGUGCAGAGCUCCAUGGCUCCCAGGACCAACCUGGACAAAGAACUCAAGGCAGGUAACAUCUACCUGUUGGACUACGCCAUCAUGGAUGGGGUUCCCACCAAUACAAUCAGGGGCAAACCUCAGUACAUUGCUGCUCCACUCUGUCUCCUGUACCAACACCCAGAUGACGGACUCAUACCUAUUGCUAUACAGCUGGAGCAGACUCCGGGCCUGGACACGCCCAUAUUCCUGCCCAGAGACCCGCCCCUGGCCUGGCUAUUGGCUAAGAUGUGGGUUCGUCACUCUGAGUUCCAGGUGUUCCAGCUGCUGUCUCACCUGCUCAGGACUCACCUGGUGAUAGAGGUGUUUUGUGUGGCUACGCUGAGACAGCUGCCUGCUGUGCAUCCUAUAUAUAAGGCAAGUCAUAUUGUAUAG
This is a messenger RNA of Anarrhichthys ocellatus (wolf-eel), 1455 nucleotides long. It is a transcript of the gene alox12, whose product is annotated as arachidonate 12-lipoxygenase. NCBI's taxonomy places the organism in Eukaryota, Metazoa, Chordata, Actinopteri, Perciformes, Anarhichadidae. Gene Ontology annotation, biological process: lipid oxidation. The record is from RefSeq and is a predicted model, not a curated record. Gene Ontology annotation, molecular function: iron ion binding; protein binding; oxidoreductase activity, acting on single donors with incorporation of molecular oxygen, incorporation of two atoms of oxygen. Bases 256 to 1455 code for a protein of 399 amino acids. The transcript has 9 exons.